CGUUAUUAUAGAAAGCAUUAGUAUAUGCCGAAUAUUUAGCAUUGUCAUUCAACACUAACUAUAUAGCACACUAGGAAGACACCACCAUGGGACUAACACCCGUCCACUUCUUCUCUCAUGGCUCGACCAUGAUGCUCGGCGAAGAGUCCACUUCAGCCGACUACUGGAAGAAAUGCGGCGACGAAGCCCUAGCACAAGGCAUCAAAGGCGUGGUCAUCAUGGGCGCCCACUGGGCCUGCCACGGCGACGGCAUCGAAGUCUCCACGAACCCUAACCCAGGCAAAAGCCCCGUCGCCUACGUCCACCCGUCCAAAUACGUCGACUACAAACUCAACCCGGACCUACCCACCUCCCACCGAUGCAUCUCCCUCCUCAACCAAGCCGGCUUCAAAGCCUCCGGCAACGACACUUUCGAAUGGAUCCACGACGUCUACCUCAUCCUCAUCCGCAUGUUUCCUGCCGCCUGUCCACCCACCACCCUCAUCUCCUCCAACGCCCGCUACGACCCCCAUUACCACAUGAAAGUCGGCUCCACGCUGCGCCAGCUCCGUCGCGAGAACUACCUCAUCAUCGGCACUGGCGGUGCCGUGCACAACCUCUACCGGAAUCGGUGGGCGCCGAUGCUGCGCUUCCGUGAUACCUUUGCGAUGGAGACGCCGCCGGAGGACUGGGCGUUGGAGUUUCGUCAGGCGGUGGAGGAUGUUAUGGUUAAGUGUUCUGGUGGGCCAAAGAUGAGGCGUGCGAUGACAAGGUUGAUGAAACACCCUGAGUAUAGGGAUGCGCAUGCUACGGAUGAUCAUUUCAUGGCGGCGCUUUUUGUGGCGGGCGCUGUUGGGGAGUGGGAGGAUGAAGGGAGCAAGGUUGUGCUGGGGGCGGAGACUUGGGAGUUGACGAAUAUGUGUAAUUCGCAGUUUACGAUUGGGGAGUGGAAUAAGCUGGGUUAG
Messenger RNA from Aspergillus eucalypticola CBS 122712, 944 nucleotides. RefSeq names its product DODA-type extradiol aromatic ring-opening family dioxygenase. The transcript has 3 exons. Gene Ontology annotation, molecular function: ferrous iron binding; zinc ion binding; oxidoreductase activity, acting on single donors with incorporation of molecular oxygen. The record is from RefSeq and is a predicted model, not a curated record. The coding region runs from base 87 to 944 and encodes 285 amino acids. Lineage: Eukaryota; Fungi; Ascomycota; Eurotiomycetes; Eurotiales; Aspergillaceae.